Penicillium angulare is the source of this 2697-nucleotide messenger RNA. RefSeq lists its product as uncharacterized. Gene Ontology annotation, cellular component: plasma membrane. Bases 1 to 2697 code for a protein of 898 amino acids. Gene Ontology annotation, molecular function: calcium-activated cation channel activity. Lineage: Eukaryota; Fungi; Ascomycota; Eurotiomycetes; Eurotiales; Aspergillaceae. The transcript has 2 exons. The record is from RefSeq and is a predicted model, not a curated record.
AUGAGGGACUACAUCGGUACCGUCGACCGACUGGUCGCUCGCGCCAGCGACCCAAGCGCGACCUCCAGCUCCGCGUCUGCGUUCUUGACUACAUUGGUCCCCUCUCUGAUCGUGUUUGUUGUGAUGGUCUUGCUGUUCAUUAUGCUCCGCAAGACACAGCACCGCAUGUACAUGCCCCGUACUUAUAUCGGAUACCUGAAGGACUGGCAACGCACCCCGGAUUCUCCCACUGGUUUCUGGAACUGGGUCAAUUCCAUGUACCAGCUGCCCGAUACCUAUGUCCUGCAACACCACUCUCUCGAUGCAUACCUCUUGCUCCGCUUCUUGAAGAUUAUCUCCCUGAUUAUGUUCGUGGGUUGCUGCAUCACAUGGCCUAUUCUGUUCCCUGUCAACGCGACUGGUGGUGGUGGACAGACCCAAUUGGAUCUGCUGAGCAUGUCCAAUGUUUCGGACAGCCAGUACGGUCGCUACUUCGCGCACUGUUUCCUUGCGUGGAUCUUUGUGGGCUUCAUUUUCAUUAUGAUUACCCGCGAGCACAUCUUCUAUAUCAACCUUCGUCAGGCUUACUUGUUCUCGCCUGCUUAUGCUAGCCGUAUCUCCUCGCGCACUGUUCUUUUCUCCUCUGUGACUAAAGACUACUUGACUAAGGAGAAGAUCACUGCUAUCUGGGGACCUAGCAAGGUUAAGAAUGUCUGGUUGGCUACGGAUACCAGCGACUUGGAGGAUAAGGUUAAGGAGCGCGAUGAUGCUGCAUUCAAGCUUGAGGGUGCUGAGACCAAGCUUAUUGUUCUUGCCAACAAGGCUCGCGCUAAGGCUCUGAAGAAGCAGGGAACUACUGAGGAGGGUAACACUGAGGAGGAGGGUGUUGGCCAGUUUGACGAUGAGUCUGGCUCCGUUGCGGCACGCUACAUCCAGGCUAAGGACCGUCCUACUCACCGUCUCAAGUUCCUUAUUGGCGAGAAGGUCGAUACUAUCAACUGGGCUCGUUCCGAGAUUGAGCGCCUUACUCCUGAGAUUGAGGAGUUGCAGGCCAAGCACCGCGCUGGUGAUGCUCCUCUGGUUUCAUCUGUCUUCGUUGAAUUCUUCCACCAAUCCGAUGCUCAGGGUGCUUUCCAGUCUGUCGCUCACAACCUGCCCCUUCACAUGACUCCCCGCUACAUCGGCCUGGACCCUACUCAGGUUAUCUGGUCCAACCUCCGUAUCAAGUGGUGGGAGCGCAUUGUGCGUCACAGCGCUACUACUGCUUUCGUUAUUGCCUUGAUUAUCUUCUGGGCUAUCCCCACCGCCGUUGUUGGUUGUAUUUCGAACAUUAACUUCCUGGUCGCGAAGGUUCCGUUCCUGAGCUUCAUCAAUGAUGUUCCCAGCGUCAUCCGUGGUGUCAUUACUGGUCUUUUGCCUUCUAUUCUGAUGGCUGUUCUCAUGGCCUUGGUUCCUAUUAUCAUGCGAUUGAUGGCCAAGUUGGGUGGAGAUCCUAGCGUCUCUGCUGUUGAAUUGACCACUCAGAACUACUACUUCGCUUUCCAGGUUAUACAGGUGUUCCUUGUCGUUACCCUGUCAUCUGCUGCCACCAGUGUCGUCACUUCCAUCAUCUCGAAGCCCGCCUCUGCGGCUACCCUGCUUGCCAGCAAUAUCCCUCGUGCUUCCAACUUCUAUAUUUCAUACAUCGUCCUGCAGGGUCUGUCCUUCAGCGCCGGUGCCCUUCUGCAGAUCGGUGGUCUGAUCGUUGGCAAGAUCCUGGGUCGUCUCCUAGACAAGACUCCUCGUAAGAUGUACACACGUUGGUCCAACCUGGCUGGCCUUACUUGGGGCACAGUCUACCCUGUCUUCACUAUGCUUGCUACUAUCGGUAUCAUCUACUCUUGUAUCGCACCUCUGGUUCUGGGCUUCGCCUGUAUUGGCUUGUACCUCUUCUACUUCGCCUACCGAUACAAUGUGCUGUAUGUUUCCAACGCCACCAUCGACACCCAGGGCAAGGCCUACACCCGUGCUCUGCAGCAUCUUACCGUCGGUUGCUACCUUCUCAUUGUCUGCUUGAUUGGUCUCUUCGCAAUGGCCAGUGGCUCCAACCAAAUCGCAGUUGGACCUUUGAUUCUCAUGAUCAUCUUCCUCAUCUUCAUCAUCCUGUACCACCUCUCAAUGAACGCCGCCAUGGAGCCACUCAUCCACUUCCUGCCCAAGAACCUCGAGGCCGAAGAGGAGGGUCUCCUAGCCGCUGACCGCAAGCAGCUUGGCUCCGUCGAUGAGUCUAACGGUGCCGGUAUCGCCAAGGAAGAGCACAAUGGCGUCUCCAACAUCGACAGCGGUGUUGGCAACGUUGACUCCGCCGAGAAGGGUGUCAAUGGCUCUGCCUCUGCCUCAGCCUCUGGCAUUUCCGGCAACUUCUUCACCCGCUGGGCUCGCCCCGAUAAGUACUACGACUACGCUACCCUGCGUCGUCUUGUUCCCAGCCCACUGGACAUCCAGUCCUACCCCGAAGAAGCCGAGCGCGACGCCUACUGCCACCCCUCCAUUACCGCCCAGCCCCCUCUUCUCUGGAUCCCCCGUGACAACCUCGGCAUCAGUGCCCAGGAGGUCGCCCACACCAACCGUGUCAUCUCCAUCACGGACGAGGACUCCUGGCUCGACGAGAAGAACAAGAUUAACUGGAACAUGGAGAAGGGUCAACCUCCUAUCUACCAGGAGAAGAUCAACUACUAA